Penicilliopsis zonata CBS 506.65 is the source of this 2865-nucleotide messenger RNA. RefSeq lists its product as hypothetical. Gene Ontology annotation, cellular component: cell surface; site of polarized growth; extracellular region. The record is from RefSeq and is a predicted model, not a curated record. NCBI's taxonomy places the organism in Eukaryota, Fungi, Ascomycota, Eurotiomycetes, Eurotiales, Aspergillaceae. The transcript is spliced from 4 exons. The coding region runs from base 323 to 2854 and encodes 843 amino acids. Gene Ontology annotation, molecular function: osmosensor activity. Gene Ontology annotation, biological process: fungal-type cell wall organization; hyperosmotic response; osmosensory signaling pathway via Sho1 osmosensor.
UGCGCCCAGAAUUUGGAUCUCUCAUCGGUUACACCUUGAGUCCUGUGCAGGUCAACCGGACAAAGAAAAGGCUGCACUCUCAGCCUUACAACAACCGAUCCGCUCCGCUAGCUCACCAACUCGGCAACUGGCAUUGCUUGAACGCGAAGAAGAGACAAUUUGGGAAAUUGAGCCGCUGCUCUGUCCGUUCAUUUUGAACCAUAGUCGUCGUUCCUUUUUACUCCCGAGAAUCCUCGGGCGACAUUCGUUCUUGAAUACUCGAACUAAUCACUAUUGUUUUUAGCGUGUAUCAGUCUGUUGUAUUUACUGUCAGAAAGCAACCAUGGUCUCCACAGCUCUCUCCGUGUUGACGGCCUUCCUGUCUCUGGGAGGCGUUGAGUUGGUCGCAGCGCGACACGCUCCGAAUUCCCCAGCCGCGAGACCUCGUUACUAUUUCCCCCGGGAAAUCAAACGAUCGGUUCAUGGCGGUUCCCAUGCCCUGAGUCAUGAGGGCUCGGCCGAAAAGUACAACAUUGGCGUGAAGAGGGAUACGGACGACAUCGUCGACCAAGGAACCGCUAUCUCAUCGGUCGUCCCGGAUCCGACAACUACAACUACUACCGCCGUGCCAGUCAUCACGGUUCCCGUCAUCAUCUACGUUGACUCUCUCGGCGUGACACAUACGAUAACUGAGACGCCGACGCCUACAGACACAACGGUUGCAACUACAUCGGCAUCCACCUCGGCAUCCACAACGGCGGCCACGACUGCUGAUGACUCUACAACGGCGGCCACAGGUUCCACUGCCGCCCAGACUACUGCUCCGACUACUUCUCAAACCACCGCCCAGACCUCUGCCGAGACCUCUGCGGAGAGCUCUACCCCUACGUCCGCGGCCACAACAACUGCGGCCACGACGGAGGCCACAACCAGCGGCAAUGUCGUUAGUUCCGUUCUCUCUGAUGUUGGUUCCAUUGUCGGAGCUGGCGCGAGCACCACCGCCGCCGCAUCUUCCUCUGCGGAGAGCUCCAAUACCGCUACGCCUACCCAGUCUGAUGAGACCACAGUCGGUCUCUCGACCGCGAUCUCGACUCCCGCAGCCGCGACCACCGAGGCCACCUCCGCAACGGCUAAUCUUUUAACUGAAGCGUCUUCCUUGGCUACUGAUAUUCUUUCUUCGGAAACAGCUAUCAUCCCUCUCUCAUCGUCUGCCGUUCUCUCUGAGGUUACAUCUGUGCCCACUGAAGCUUCGUCCGUCCUCGCCGAAGCCUCGUCCGCUCUCGUCGAAGCCACAUCUGCGCCCCUCGACGCCACAUCCAGCAGCAUCAUUGUGCCGUUGGAUGAGACUACGGCUCUCUCGACCCCCGCUGCUUCCCCGACUUCCACGGCUACCGAUGCGACUGGUAGCUUGACGGCCAUCUCUGUCGACGUCCCUACGUCCUUUUCGACCGUGCUACCCUCGGUGCCCGUGACUGAUACUGCCGUUCCCACUCUGACUUCCGACGUGGCCGUGCCGGGCGUGUCGAGCACUGCAAUCCUCUCUGCAGGUGCUUCCGACACAACUGUCAUUCCUCUCAUUGGCACCACUUCCAGCGGCUCUGCGAUUCCUUCCCAGUCGAGUACGGAGGGCAGUUCGAUCAUUUCCCUGACCGGAAUCUCCACUACGGGCUCUGCCACCAUCAUUAGCCCGAGCGUUCCGACUGCGACGAGUGUCACCGGUCUUUCUGGGAGUGCGGUAGUGUCUUCUACUGUUGUUGCGACUGGCUCUGACGCGGAAACCACCACCGGCACUGCUGCCCUCUCGACGUCUGCUGUCCACACGCCCACGACUACCGCAGAAUCCUCCCGCACCACCGAGACUUCUACCCCCAGCGCUACCGAGGCCUCCAGCUCCAGCGCCGUCGAGACCUCGAGCUCCAGUACCACUGAGAAGAGUACGACUACCACCAAGACCACCGAGGCCGCCUCGACUAGCACCAAUAAUGACUGGGUUCCGUCCAGUAUCCUGGUUGAAACCACCCAGACGGCUACCAAGACCUCCUCCACCACCGAGACCUCCACCAGCACCAGCACCUCCACUGACCUUCCGGCUAUGAUCGCGCCUGCCGGAGGCAUUCCAUCAGCCCCUGCCAACUCGACCUUGAUCCAGAUUGGGUUCAACGGUGAACUUCGCUAUAGCUUCGUGGCCACCCACAGUCUGUCUUCCUCGCAGAUCUUCCUCUAUGUUCCCGAAGGUCUGGAGUAUGCUCUCGAAGUUUCGGCCGACGAGGUCCCCAUGUACGCUAUCGAGCCGUACAACAAUUCCGCGACCACCGGCUACAUCGCGACGGUUGCUCUGGCCUAUAUCCCCUCGGACUUGGUUGACUCCCUCGCUCAGAUGCUGCUUGAUCCCAACUCCAGACUCUAUGAACAGCCGGACACCUCCACCCGCACCAUGUUUUCCAUGAUCGAUCCCACCAUUCCUCUCGUGGUCGGGGGGUCCGCCGCUUCCAGCGGUGAUGACUCCAGUUCGGGUAGCAGUGGCUCUUCUGGAAGUGGCAGCACCAGCAGUGACAGCGGCAGUGCCUCGUUCGAUGACGACGCUGGCGCUGGCACCACCUCUUCCACCAAGGCAAGCUCGGUUGGCAUCGGUGUCGGUGCUGUGGCUGGCGCGGCCGCGUACGGUGCAGGCAUGUUCUGGCUCGCCCGUCGCUACAGGAACAAGCGCCAACUUCAUCGUCGCACUCCCUCCACCGCCGAUCAGAUGAGUCAAAUGCCCCGUGGCGGUUCCCUGUUCAUGACUGGAGGUCGCAUGUCGCACAACAGCCACAACAGUAACCGUACCCAGAUGAUUAGUGCUCCUGUCAUGGCAGAGAACUCUCUGGGGUGGAACUAGAAAAUUGAGGA